Xyrichtys novacula (pearly razorfish) is the source of this 15159-nucleotide messenger RNA. The record is from the annotation of a GenBank genome assembly. NCBI's taxonomy places the organism in Eukaryota, Metazoa, Chordata, Actinopteri, Labriformes, Labridae.
AUGGGAGACACCAGUGAACGAAGCAAACCUCCGAGUCUACCUCCGCGGUGUCCCUGCGGAUUUUGGGGGUAAGAUUCAGCUUUAAUACACACUUUAACAAACCCACUGUCUUAAUCUCACAGUGAAAUACUGAUAAAAUACGCUGAACGGGUUCAACUAGUCCAAACCUAUUGUUGUUGUCCUGUUGUAACGUUACAGGCCGAGGGUGGGGGGUUGGGAAGUUAGCUAAUAAAUAAACCUCCUAGCCUGAAAAGUGGCUGUAUUUUUACUCUUUUCUUACAUUUCAAACCCCCUGUUGUCAUGUCAAGCCCUGGCUGUUAUGUUGAACCGUGUUUUAUCGUGUUUUUAAGACGUUUUAACAGCCAGGAGGUGACGUACCCGAGAUACAACAUGAUUUAUUGCCAGCAGGUUCCUUUUAAAGCAGCCCUGUUUUUCCUGAAUCACCUCGAAGGAAAUCGACUAUAAACCAUUAAAAUAUCACUUUGGUUCAAUCCUCAGGCGAAACAGUGUAAGUUAAGCAGUUUUAGGCUCAUUUUACACCCUUUUUACAUUCGGUCUUGUCAAGUGGUGGAUGUGUGUUGCAUACCGGAUGUGAUUCACUGAUGUCUCCAGUCUUACCCCACAGGAUCCUUUUUUACAUUUAUUUAAAGUCCCUGGGAGGAUCUUUUAGACCUGUACACGAAACUGAUAAAAAAAAAAUCACAGCUGUGCCUUUUUAUUAUCUAGAAAAGCAAACAAGACCGUCAGCAACAAGCCUGUCAGUCUCUGUCCUGUAAUUUGAAAUGCCUGAAACAGUUGCGAAGGGGGGUAGGUGUCAGAUAAGACUAUUUACAGCACACAGGAGAAACAGCCUUUUUAUUUAACCGUUUACACCACCUUUAUUCACUGUAGGUGAUACUUUUAACUGUCGAAAGAGAGUUAAUCUGUCAGAAAACACAACCAGUCUCUUUGCCUAGAGGGGGAGCCAGCAUUUACAGAAAAAUAAAGAUCCUCACAUCAGCUUUAGAUCCUUUAUUUGAUGCUGCAACUAUAAAAAUAUGAAGAGAUAUGUGGGGAGGCAUGUGCAAGAGUGACUUCCAGAAAACAAGUGAGAUGAUUAGGAGAAAUAUGAUGUCAUGAUGUCAAAUAUAACUCUGGGGACUGUCUUAUGUUGUUUGCAUCAAAGUAUUUAAACUUAGUGUAGCUGCAGUUUAUGUUUAAAUGUCCUGUAAUCUGAUAUUAUAGUAUUAGGCUCAAGUGUGAGCAGACAGCAGAGGUGAAAAGGUAGUUUUUACCAUGGCGCCUAACAGGUUAACAUAUACAAUGUGCAAAGAUUAAGAUAUGAUAAGAUAUGAAAUGCAUUACGAACCCAAAACAAUCUAACUACUGCUUGAUGAAUAUAAAAGUCAGAUAAACUGGGGUAAAGAACACCAGAUUUAAGCAGCUAUCCUGGCUCAGCUGACAUUAUUUGCUCAUACUUUUAACAACCAAUUUAAAACCAAAAGUCUGACAAACCUUCAAUUUUAGGAGAGAUCAUGCAAAAGACCCGAAAUAGGAAAGUAUAGACAUAAGUGUAGGGUUAAAAAGUGCAAUGUUACUAUCAGGGAAUGCCUACGGGAACAAGACUGUCUCAAUACAAUAAUGCGAUGGUUAAAAAGACAAUCAUAAAAUAACAUGCUAAGAUAUCUGAAUAACUAAAGAUUAAAAAAAGACCCCCAAAAGAGCAGGUUUAAUGAUCUCAGUAUCACCAGGAUGUGUCAUAAAGUUGUGUUAUUGUGAUUCAAAAUUGAAAGUGAAAUUUAUUUAGUUGGUUAAUUAAGGUGUGUCAGCAUUAACGCAUCAAUCCCGAUAACAAUAACGUUCUUUUUGUCUAGUUUUAAUCAGAUACUUUUUUAAGGUUAAUUUAAACAUCUACACCUCUGUGCUUUUGAGGAGCACAUUUUACUGUAAAUACUUCCAAAUAUCUCAAUCGACAAGUCAAAAGCAAUGUACAUUUUGUGUCACAUGAGAUCCAAAUUUCACCAAAGUACUAAGAGUUUGAGCAACCAUCUCCAAGCUAAGCGUGUAGGCGCAGCUGCAUCACAAAAGCGGAUAAAGCUCUAACUUAAAGAGUGAUGAUUGUCUGCAGACACAACUAAACUAAAGGAGUUGACUGAGGGCUCGCCAAAGUGGUGGUGAGCCAACAACAGAGCAGUCAACAUUGUAGAAUUGACUGAGGUUGGAGGUUUGCACGCCGUGACCAGCCUCUGCACUUAAAAAACUGUUUCCUCCCUGUAAGUCAUGAUUUUAGACCACAGCGUAAAUCAGUGCAGAAUUUGUACAAGUAAUUGAACGAACAGUCAGGACAAUAAAGUAUAUUUCAAUUUACGUUGAUCCCUAAAUGGAGUCACUGACAGUUAAAUUACAUUCUUAUUAAAGACUUAAAACCUGUUUAAAAUGCACAAAUAAAGAAUUCUAGAACUGUUUAAGAUGUGAUUAAUUGCCACAAAUGUCAAGAAAUCAACAAUUUUUAACCUUUGAUAGUUGUUACCAAUUAUAUGACAGCUGUACCACACAAUUUUGGAUGCUGAUAUGUUUCUUUAUCAGUAUUUCUAUCUCCUUACAACAUUAUGUAUGAAAGAAGCCAUUUAACUAGUCAGUUGAUGACCAAAACGCCUUCAGAUAAAUUAACCUGUCUGUUAUUUUGGUUGCAAUAUAAAAGCUCAUUUACUCAGCCUUUAAUACAAAGAAACAAUAAGCUAAAAAAAUAAGAUAAAAUGUUGAGUAAAAGCCUUUAUUGAUAAAUGAAAUGGAUACAUGCUAAAACUGUUGAAAUAGUCAUUAUGACCAUCAUUGGGAAUGCUAAAAAGAAAAAAGCGAUACAACAGGGAAACAGAGUAUGAGAAAUAAUUUACUAUAAUGCUUGAUCAAUAAAGUGAAAAUAGAACAAAUGUAAGGAGAAAACAUUAUGUUGACACAUUUUUUACUCCACAUUACAUUCAAGAAUUACUUUGUAUGAAAAACACCCUACAACCACAAAAAGAAGAAUGCAAGAUAAAGUUCAGUAAGGUUAGUAAAGUUGGUUUUUGUAGUUAAUUGAAGCUCCUGUGAGGAACUUGUGGUUUUCAUAGAUUUCAGCAUCCCCUAUGGACAAAGCAGUUCUUGCCGAUUUCUUCUUCUGUGUGUAAAAUAAGAGGUUUGGAAAAUUUGUGUAACUGCCCUUUAAUGACGGUCAAGUGAACCACUGUUGGUUGAGAAUCUGCCUUGUCUUGACUUUAUCACCCAUUCCCCCCACCAGUGGUCUCAGACAUCAAAACAACAGUUCCUCCUCUUGUUUAGGGUCUUUUAAUUUUGUUAUUUUGGUCCUAAAAAGACAUCUAAUUUCAAAGUUUUUCAUCACCAUCUAAAAUCUCACCACAGGAGCUUUAAAACUUUUUGAACCUUUUUUUUUUUUUGUAUCUUCAUCAAAAUCAAGAUUACGGCGGCAGCUAUAUUAUAGCUAUACACCGACUGAGUGAAACUAAACAUGUCCAGCACAGACAAACAGACCCUGACAGUCCUCUGAAAAAGUGAGUUUUACUUCAACAAAGCUGGGGCAUUAAAAACCAAAAAUGACUACUGCUGAGACCAUGGUGUGAAAGUAACACAAACAUUACUGCUUCUCCCAAGAGGACACGUUAGCUCUUGAAAGCAGCAGUAAAACACUCCAAGAUAAGAUUAGUGUUAUCUUAUUACUGACCUCUAGAGACAUAUUUAAAACUCCUGCCAUAAAGAGAUACAGUGAUAUUAGUCAUGUUAGAAAGGCUGCAAGUUACUGCAGAGUUAAAUCGAGGCAGGAGGAGAAUAGACCCUUCUGUUUGGAGGCAGUGUUAAACCUCACAAUACUUCACAUUUAGUUACAAGAAGACUCCCUCAAGCCCCAUCCCCCGCAGGUCACCUUCUUCUCUAAUUGUCCAGUAUGCAAACUGGGACCAGUAAACCCACCUGUCAGUGUCAGGUGACAGAAAUGGCAGUGUGUUGUGUGUUUACAGCCCUCCCUGCUGGGGCUCAGAAUAACACCUGGCUGCCCUGUCCCACACAGGCUGUGCACACAUGUCCCUGAAACUCAAGGCCUCUUACAGAGGACUGGAAGGAGGUUACUGGACCUCUUUGAGAACCCCGUGUUGUAAGAAUCACUGGCUUUGUCUUAAAUAGACUCUCACAAAUGAUGUAUAGAAAACAACACCCAGGUUAGGGUUUGAACUCGUUGGAAAUCUGGAUUAGACGUGAGCGUGUUGUUGUUUUGACUAAACGAGCUCACGUGAAAUUAACAGCCAGGGUGCAAGUGCUUACACUUAAAGUUUGCAUACUUCUAUGUAAAGGUCCUUACACACCAGGCCCGACACAAAUAUAGAACGCAAAAUCAAGAAAUGUUCGGAGGCGAAUUUUGACGCGCCUGACUCCACACAUCAAGCCCAGUGUGAUUCUGCGACUUUCCAGGGGGAAAAGAUGCAUCCCGGGAAGACUUUUCUGGGGCAAAGUCCUGCCUCCUUCACCUCUGAUUGGCUAGAAAAGCCGGAAACGUCAUCACACGCUCAAGCCAAAUGGUCAGCACUUAUAGCCAAUCAGAGGCGAAGGAGGGCGGGACCUCCUCUUAACAACCUACAGCCUCCCGGGUGGAAGCAAGCAGACAAAAAUGGAAUUUACUUCAACUUGAAGUGAUGGCGAAUUGGUACUCCUUUUGCUUGCUCGAAAGAAAAAGAAACGUAGCACAUGGGUGCAGCUAAUAUUAAAUAAAGGAAGAGAACUUGGCGAGUUUUACUGCUUGGUUCAGGAGCUGAAAUUGUACCACGGUCGAACCUAUUUUCCGAUGUCCGUUGGACAAUUUGAAGUUCUGCUGAACGGUUAGCUCCAAGUUUGAAGAGGCAGAGGACUAGACACUGGUGUUGAGAUUGCUUUCUGUCAUGAUAGCAUGUACUGAGUCGGGGCCAGUACCAGAUAAGCACAUGAAACUAUGGUAACAACCGUUAGCUUACGUUUGCACAGAUGAGCAAACUGUUAAAGCACACAAACCAUCGUCAUAUCAGAAAUCCAACACUAUGACUCUCCACAAGUUGUCCUUCAGGUCGUUAUCUUUGUAAUGUGUGUGUAAAUGAUCAUAAACAAUCAGCCGAUCGGCCAUGUUGGAUAUACCGGUGAAUCUGAUGUCGCAACAACACAUAAUCUGAUUGGUCAGAAGUGGACACACAGUAUGUGAAACUUUAGAAAAAUCGGCCAUGAUUCGAAAAAAUAGAUGCAGCGAUAUCGCAGGAUAGGAAAACAUCGCUGAUGUGAACGUUUGUAUUGACAGGAUACGGGUUCGACAAAAAAUAUUGAUGUCCGAAAUAAUCGCACGACAAAAAGGUCCCGGUGUGUAAGGACCUUAAGGAUGCAUCUCUAAUUUUCAAUAAAAAGGACAAUAAAUAUCACAGUUAUCAUCAGUUAUGAAUUCCUCAAAUAUCUCUGUGAUCUGAUUCAAGAUAGUGACACUUAAAUGACGCACAGAUGGGUCACUCUGCUGCAUUAGUCACCGAGCUCUUGUGGGAACAAUGAUGUGUAAAGCUUUCGGAGCUCCAGCCUUUGACACCAUUGACAAAAACGGCUGUAUUGUGGUGGAGUGAAAAUUAAAGAGGAGUCCAGAAAGUUAGAGAAAGACAGGACAAGGCUUUAGGAACGCUGCAGAGGAAAACCAGGAGGUGGAUGAGUUUGGUCCAACAUGCUCAUUUAAGAUGGUCUACAAGCUUUUUCCACCUUUUUAAGUUACCUGGACCUGCCCAAAAUGUAACAGAAGGAAGAAAACAAAUGUCUCUCUCUGCAGAUAAGGAUGAAACUACAAUCAGCUGUAGUAAGAAAGAGAAAUAAUGGCAUUAUCACGAAUGUACUUCCCCUGGGUGUGAUCCUCCAGCUGUUUGCUUCUCCACAUUUAUUGACACACAGGCCUGAUUCCCAGAUUGGCAAACAUAAAACAGCAGCCUGGAUGAAACAUUAGAGGCGAUUAUGAAAGAUGUCAUGGCUGACACUCCGGAUAUGAUAUAAUUGUCAUCUGAGAAAUUAGAUAAAGGGGUCAGGUCUUUCCAGAGGAUGACACAGCAGCAGUGCCAGAUUACAGUCAGCCUCUCUGCUCAGGAAAAAAAGAGGUAUUAAUGGUAUUAAUGGUGAAAUUUUGCAGGGAUCAGCUCCUUCAGAUGAUACACGAUAAACAUUCACUUGAUUUUAUGCAACCUUUACCUUUAAUUCCACUGUAAGUUGCUUUUUAGAAAAAGUGGAUCAGGCUGUGAUUAAUUUUUCCUGUCUCUCCCUGCAGGUCCAGUAAAACUAUGAAUCUUUGCUCCAAAUGUUUUGCUGGUAAGUCUUUCUAAAUACACUUCUUUUUUGCUUUAAAGUGACUUACUAUAUCCUGGGUGAUGCUGACUUACCUCGCCCUAGCUGAAGAGGGAUUGGGUUUAAUGGACAGUGAAGGGGGUAACUUAACUCUGAAUUCAGUGUAAGGUGGUAUCAGUUCAGAGUGGAGCCGUCAGAGCUGACAUGACAAAAAUGUGACAUGGAUGGGAGAAAAUCAGCAGCCUAACUUUUGCUUUCCUGGUCACUGGCAGGUAACCAGCUGCCAUUUGGUGUUCUUGUCUUCUUCUGAAAUGUUGCACAAUCCAAAUCUGAGAUGCAGCAGCAGUAUUUGAGGCCUGUGUGUCAGAAUAAAACAGAAAUAUUUGUGUAUGCAUCAUACCAACAUGUGCAGAUGUUUGUAGACCAGACUAAAGAUUGUCUUUUCUGCAUCUCUGACACUGUCUUUGAGGGUAACCUUUCGCUGGUGUCCUGACAAAAAUCUGUAAAGGAACAGUUCACAUAAGUGUCUUCCUCCAAGCUUAAUUUUUGGCUGGCAAAGAGAUUCAAAUUGGCGCCUCAAACACAACUACAGGCAGUGUGCUAGAAAACUUGAGGUAAAAAUUCAAACAAUUUCGAGGAGUCAUUCUAGGAAAAUGUAACGACAAGCAAGAGUUUGACAACAGAUUUAACAAAUCUCAUUUUUUAAAGAAGAAGUAGGAGUCUUUUUUUUUAUAACCUCAAUUCCACAAACUGUCCUUUUGUAAAAUGAUAAAAACAGGUUAAUGGUUUGCAGAUCAUGGAGAGCCCGAAAUUACAUGAAAACAGUGCAAUGACAGCAUGUGAAAUGCUGAAAUUGAACAGUGUCAAUGUUAUCGUUUUCUUGUUAUUGGUCUGAAAAUACAGUCCAUGAAUUUUCAACAGGCUAGUAACAGAACUGGAAUAACUGUGAAAAUCAGACAUCAUUCUGUAGUGGAAAUCAUUGCAUGGGCUCCAAAUCCCUCCCACUUUGUCACUGCGUUCUCACAAGCUGGUAACAAGUGUGUUGUGCACAGAAGAAAAAAACACAUAGUCUUGAUUCAGAAAUGACAUUGAGCCUUGAGCCCUUUCAAGAUGAACUGAGGGGAAGAGGAAAAUUGCGUAGUCCGGCGUAUCAAGUCAGCAUUCCCGAUGGUUUAGUGUCAGAUGACAUAAACAUAUGCUGCCGUCCAGACCCUGACUCUUUCAGAGAGGACCUCUUGUAAUACAGAAUGGCAGUGCCUGACCACAUUGUGCAGCAUGGCUCCGAAGUAGAAGAGUCCCGGUGCUGGGGUCUGGGGUCUUAGCUUGUCACACUUGCAUCAUGAAAGAACAAAUCCAACAAAGGAAACCCUGAAGUGUUGAGCAGCUGAAGGCAAGAAAGGGGCAAUGAUUAAUAGGGUUGGGAGAAAAAAUUGAUACAGCAUAGUAUCCUGAUAUUUUGUCUGAUGAUAUAUCGUAUCAUCUCAUUUACCAAGUAAUUUUUUUUUUUUUCAAAUUAAUUGUCAAUAUGAAGUCAUAUCCAUGGUAAUGGAAAAAUAAAUUCAACUAGUUGUCCAGUGAGGUUGGCAGAGGUGACAUCACAGAGCAGGAGAAAGUUAAUGCAAAAAAAUAUAGCACCCCGGGAAAGACAUUAGGAAUGCAAGCAGUGCACGAAUGAGAUGGACCUGACAUAUACGAUUUGUAAGAUGUGCUACAUGGAAAUAAAAUACUGUGUAAAUAAGACAAUCGAUAUCGUAUGGUGGUCCAAGUAUUGUGAUUAUAUCAUAUGGUGGCCCAAGUAUUGUGAUAAUAUCGUGUGGUGGCCCAAGUAUCGCGAUAAUAUCAUGUGGUGACCCAAGUAUCGCGAUAAUAUCGUAUGGCGGCCCAAGUAUCGUGAUAAUAUCGUAUGAUGGCCCAAGUAUCGUGAUAAUAUCGUAUGAUGGCCCAAGUAUUGUGAUAAUAUCAUAUGGUGGCCCAAGUAUCGUGAUAAUAUUAUAUAGUGGCCCAAGUAUUGUGAUACUAUCGUAUGGCGGCCCAAGUAUUGUGAUAAUAUUGUAAAGUGUCCCAAGUAUCGUGAUAAUAAUUUAUAGUGGCCCAAGUAUCGUAAUCAUACCUUAUUGUGGAGCCACUGGUGAUUUCCCCCUCUGUAAUGAUUAAUCUUGAGAACUCCAGGAACUGGUCGUUCUGGUCCCCAAAUAUUUACAGCAUUAGAAAAAGUAUAGAUAAUUCACCAUUUUGAAACUCAUGCUCCUGUCUUUGCACUACUUUUAUUUAAAUAUGGAGUUGAAAUGAUUUGCAUACCAUAAAAUUCUGGACCUUACAUCUGUAAAUUAAACGUCAGCAGAUCCUUUGUUAAUCUGAUAUGAGUGCUAUGAUUCAGCUGUUUGUUAUAAACCUGUCUUACGAGUUGAAAGUUUUUACAUUCUGACAAGAUUCUGACUGAGAAAAAUGCCCAAUUUAAAGUUUGAAAUGUCAAGGUAUGCGAGAAGUUUUCCCAAUGACACCCCCGGUCUGGUUUAGAUGGAUGGGCUGAGGGUGCACUGCAGCCCCUGUCGGUGUCCAUGGCAACCGGUGAGUAUGGCAGACAGCGAGGACCUAAGGGCCCAGCUUUGAGUCUGGCAUCACAGACUCUGCUCAGAAUAGACUCAAUACACACGAGCGCAGAGGCAGAGCAGAAGUGGGUUAGUCCACAUGUGGAGGAGAAAACUAAAAUGUAGGCUGACCCGCCUCACCCUCCCUGGAGGAGAGAGAGAGUGAGAGAAAAGACAAUCUCCUCCACCAUCGAUCGAUGGUGUCUGAGAUUAUCAGAGUAUACAGAGGUCUGGAGAGCAGCUCUGUUGUCCAAGGUGAUCUUGUCUUUCCCUCACAAAAUGAUGCUGCUGUUGGCAAAGUUUACAUAUUAGUCAUGUGGGUCUGAAGGGGGGGUUGAAAACUUCCAGGAUUUGGAAAAUAAGAGGGAAGAGAGAGCGCUGCAGUUGAUGAGUUUAAAUCAGAUUAAUGAGUCAAAAUGAUUCAUCUUCGCAUCACUUAUCAUACAAACUGCUUAAAAAAUGGACUUUUGAACAUUCUGACAUGAACAUCUUCAAUGUACCAUCUUGGCAUGUGUGCAAUUUAGUCGACUAAACAAUCAGACAUAUCAUCAAUUUGAGCAAUGAAGUUUAUCUGCAUCAGGACUGAAGGUGGGGGGUGCUGGCUCUGCUAUUGGUAGCCACAUUGUCAAACUUGAAGUCUCAGCUUUCAGUUAUGCUUUGAGUGUUAUCUCACCUGUAGACUAGGGCUGGGUGAUAAACCAAAAAUUUAAAGAUAUCGAAAUUUACAACAAUAACCAACGUCAUUUUGCUCAUGUUGGUAUAUUUUGUGUCAAAAAAUAAAUGAAUAAAAGUUUGGUUUUGGAUGUGUAUAGGUAGGCUAUGGUCUUAUGUCCCUUUUAAGAUGCUGUCCUACGUUGGAGAUGUGACUCCACCCUAUCCAGUCUGUAACAAAGAGGUAAAGACAGGUGAGGAGAUGGAGGACGGUUCAAAAGUUGUAGCAGCUGGAGCGGUGGCUGAAGUAGACAAAGUUAAUGUGGGAGGGGGUGAGCAGCUCGUGGAGUAGUUAUUGUCCAUUUAUCGUUCUCAAUGUGAACUGCUCAAUAUAUUGUGAUAUUGAUUUGAGGCCAUAUCGCCCAGCCCUACUGUAGACCAACUGCUGGGGCAAACUUUGAAAAAAAGUCCCUUCGGAACAUCGCUCAUGUGUUCCCGUCAUGAGUCGUUUAACUUACUAAGCCAACUCUGACCCCUUUUCCACCAUGUGGGUUCUGAGCUGGUUGAGGGCCCGCGCCUCAUCUAGAACCAUUUCUUUAUGUCCUGACCCCAAAGAACUGGCUCACACCCUGAAAAUACAGAUCUGGGUAGCACCAACAUCUUGCAGAUCUACAAGAAAGAAAGCUUAUGUUGGGGGCUGAGGAAGGCCCAAAGAUUACCAGCUAAAACCAUGAUCGUGUGUUUUAAUAACACUUAAAAUGAGGGACUGUAUACUUUUUUAACAGAAAUUUAUGUUGCGUAUUCAAACCACUGGAGAGUUGGCUUAUCUUACAAAGAGUCCUGUUUGAAUGGACUGCUUCCUGUAAUCCCCCCCCUGCAGCUCUGUAGAAGUAAUGCAAGCAGCUUUACUCUCCAGACUCCAGGGCUACCUUUUAUUUCUUCUUUACCAUCUGUUUUCUGCACUCUAGGACAAACCUGUCAUUACAGGCUCAGCGUCAGAUGUCAGGAGGUUUGUACUGCAGCUGCACUUCUGCAAAGAUGCAUGAAUCUAGAUUGUUGACUGUACUUCUUCCUUUUUUCUCCCUCUCCGUCUGUACUUCUGUCCUAAUUUUACAACUCUUGCCGCCUCUCUCACUUCCCGUCUUGCCGUUCUUACCCGCAGACAUCCAGAAGAAGCAGCCAGGGGAGGACUGCACCUCCAAGCCCAUCCAAAGCACUGGGAGUAGCCAAUCGCCAGUUUUCAGUAGCGAGACGAGCAGUAGCAGUAGCCAAUCCCCUUUGUCGUCGCCUCCCUCCAGCUCCGAGCAGCCGUCAGCAGAAGAGCCUUCGCCCACGUUCCCCAGCACAAGGGAAGGUAAGAUGGGGCGACACAUUUUCGCGGUUCAUGCAAUUUUUUUUCCCAUCGUAUCCACAUCUGUUUGGAUGUCACCUGAUCUAUGCAGUGGGAUAAUGCGUCCGUGAACAAACAGUCGGCUGCAGGACUGAGGAAAUAUUCUCAUGCUGUGAUUUCCAAACACUUACCAGGCGCACGACUCAAUCAUGGGUGUCUUCUCAUAAAUACUGGUAGUCUGAUGUUUUUGAGCAUGGACCAGUUAGACAAGCUCAGACGUCACUGUGCAGCCGUAACAAUCACACAGUAACUACAGUCAUGAUAUACACGUGUUAUUCUGCCUUUUGAUAGAUAGAAAAGACAAAGUGGCGCAUGGUACAGGGACAUCCUGAGCUCACAAACAGUGCCAAAGACAUUUCUCAGCGAAGGCAAUGGAAAGACACUUCCUCUGUUUUACAGGCAGCAAGUGUUAUCAAGAGCUUGACCCAGGCCUUGACAAGAGAUACACAGUAUACGGUAGAUUGGAGUGACGAGGACUGAUAGCAACACUGGAGUCACUUAUGAUAGAGAGAGAAUUCUAGUUUAAAAUAACCCGUGAUAAUGAAAAGUGAAGUGAAUAUACAGUGUUACAGAGAAUGGAACAACAGGUUUUUUAGGGUUUUGGGGUUAAUAUAACAUCAUGAAGUUGGUUCCUUUAUUCGUCGCAUAGCAGUUUUAAUAGACCUUCCCUCAUUUUGCGCGACCCAAGCAAAUUAAUAAUGCUUCUUGUUUUGUGUUAUCGAGCUAGUUCAAUGUCUUUGUCAAAUAAAAUGGUCUUAUGAGACCCCCGUGGUUCAGCAGAAUUCCUUAUUUGUGAUGGAAAAAAACGUCAAUUUUCAGUAAGAAUUCGCUUAUUCCCAGAGGAAAAUCAUGAUCAGACAAAUGUUGUAGAGAUUUUUGUCGUAUUUAUUACAUGGGGGAAAAGAAAAAAGAGCAGAAAAGAGGUCCAAGAAGAGUUUCAUUGGGACUUUAUAUUUGAUCUGUUAGUCUCAGAUGAUAUUAACCUGCUUUUAAAAAGGACAUGACUUGUUCAAUGAAUUACAUCAGUGAAAGAAACCCCAUCAGUGCUGAGACAGAAUAUCACAGUUUAAUAAUCAUUUUGGUGCAGAAAACACUUAGCAGUAAAUUAAAGCUCCAGUGAGGAACUUUAGGUUUGUGUAAAUUUUGGACAAUUCUUGUUUGUGAGGCUUUAAAGUGACUUCUGUCUUCUUCCCCCUGCAUUUGGGGGACCCUGAGAUAACAUAAGUCAACUCUAAUAUUUCUCAGGUAAAAAUGCAGGAUUCUUCAUGUAUCAUUUUGAAACCAGGACUAAUAUAGAAGACCAUUUCAUGCAGCAAAUUUGUGUUCCUCAUAUAAAAUAUGGUAAAUCCAAAGUAUAAAUGCACAGUGUCUAUGACGCUGUUCUGCUGGAGGAAGGUUUUACUGUCUCUCAAGACUUUCUUUGUGUCCCGCAAUGUGCAGUUUUAAUGCAGACGUCUAACCCUCCCUGCUACCACCUGUUUGACCAUCCUGCUGGUUACUGGUUCAAUUGUUGAGCUCAGUUUUAGGUGGUGUGGACAGAUGGGAGCUACAGACAGACUCACUGCUUAUAACCGGUGUUGUCUUCAAAUGAAAGACUCCACAUGAUGGAGACAUCGGAUUGAAUUUUGCAUAAUUCAAAAGACACCUUGAUGUUUUUCCAAGAUACGUUUCAGUUAUUUGUAGCAUUUCUUUCCAAUAUGGAUACUUUACUUUACAGCAUUGACCAUCCCGUCUCACAUAUCUUUUCUGUCUGCAGGCAUGUCGUCCACAGAAACAGCCCAGGGCACACUCUGCACACCCACAAAACGUCCACGAGAAUCAGGUGCAGCCAACCUCUUCCUCCCCUCCCACUUUCUUCUUCUUCUUCCUGUUUUUCUUGUGCCUGUAGCUCUUUGUGACCUGCCCCACUUUUCAGCACUAACUUUCACACCCGCCUUGUGAUUUCAGCGUCGGGCUCGGAGAGCGAGGCCACGCCGGAGAAACGGCCGCGGCCAGACGAGAAGGAGGGGAGUGGCGAGGAGGCCCGCGGGACGCCCAAGCAGAAGAACCGCCGGCGCUGCUAUCGCUGCCAAACCAAACUAGAGCUGGUGCAGCAGGAACUGGGCUCCUGUCGCUGCGGUCAGUACCAACCCAUGACGGUAGCUCGACAGUCAUAUGUUUUCAAAUCAGGCCGCCCUAACCUCGAUCUUCACAGCUCUGAUUUUAUUUUCACUCGCUCUUUCUCCUGCUGUGGGUGAAAAUUUGUCAUGAAACGAAGUUACAUCCUGCAGCUUUUUGACCUGAAAAACUGAAACCACCUAAGCCACCAACAUUUCUGCAUUGCUCUCUGAAAGUAGGGCUGCAAUAAGUUCAUGAGAAAACUUAAAUUUCCCCUUAAUGUAUUUUUCCCUGCACUGCUGUAAUAAUACAAAUUUUCUCUAUUUUAUAUAGUAAAGGAUUAUCUUAUCUUUGUGGUACUGGACCAUAGACUGUAUGUAGAAGGGACAGAGUCUGCCUCCUCGCUGGGUGAAGCCACUCCGAGAACAGCGCCCUCUGUUGAUGGGCUGCAGUAUAGGUCAUAAAUCCUGCCUCCGCCAGCAAAGCUUAUGAAGCUGUGGACAAACUUUAGAAAUUUAUUACACAGAACUUAAAUUUUUCUCCCCUCUGCUUGCGGUGUUGACAUGUAGUUACAGUAAGACUGGUUUGUGCUCAAGUCCUCCUUUUUUUCUGUGAAGCUCCGUUUUUAAAAGUUAUUAGGGGGCUCAUGUUUUCUAUGAUUGACACCUGAUACAGCCUAUGGGCGUUCAGGGAUUGCGUAGCUCUCCUGGGGGAUACGCUGUUUGAGCCGAGCGUCAUCACAGCGACUCUCGUUUACUCUCCUGACGAAUGCGCACAACGCUAAUGCGCAGCACUGGUUUUAGGAAAUGAAGAAAAAUCCUGGAAAUACACAGAGCUAUUUGGCUUCAAAUCCUUAUACUGGCGGUAGGCAGAACCAAGUUGUCCAUAGUAUAUACUGUCUAUGUACUGGACCUGAAAUGAUAUUCAAGUCCAUUAAAGUGGCUAAUGCAUCUACUUAUGCAUGAUGCAUAAUGCUUUAACUAUCGUUGUUAAAAAAGAUGAAGAGGACUGGGCGUGCAGAUGGCUAAGUAGGUUAGUGUGCCCUAUGUAUAGGGACCACGAUCCCCCCAGCGAUCGCAGGUUCGAGUCUGGCCCUGACCAUGUGCUGCAUGUCCUCGCCCCCCCCUCUCCCUAUCUCCCCACAUUUCACCCUGUCCUAUCCAUAAAAGGUAGAAAUCGCCCAAGAAAAUACUUGGAAAAAAAAAUUCAUAUCCUGGACAUGCACAUAUCCUGGCCACCCCUAUGAAAUUAGGUGCCACCCCUGUCAGAAUGUCUGGACACGCCCCUGCAGAGCAGCACAGAGAACACAGCAGAAUCUGAUACUGUCAAGAUGUCAAGUUUGGGCAAUUAAAGCUGUAAGAAAAUAUUUCUCUGCUGCUUUUUAAAGAACACGACACAAUUAAACCCUGAAGGACAUUAAAAAAGUGAGUCCCAUACUGGCAGGAGGUGGGAUGUAGUAUGGAGGGGGAAACUGUACUUCGUGUGUUCUUGAAGACAACAAUGACUACAGUGAGAGGCAGGGGGACUCUGCAGCUUUAGCUGGCUUGAUAUGGAAAUAAACAUGGAAAAAAAAUAUGAAAACUUAAGUAUUGUUUGUGUGACUGGCAGGAUAUUUACAGUACAACAUCAGCUUUAGAGCAAAAACAGUGAAAUGCUUGAGCAGCUCCACAGCCUUGCAUGUGCAUAAAUACUGUAACUGAUGAUAGGAGUAGGAGGGUCUCUUCUUCCCUCUACAUCCCAGGGUAGUGUGUCGGCUCUGAUGCUCUCAGUGCACAACUCCAUAAAUGAUUAAAAUGAUAACUUCAGAAAUUCAUAUUUGAUUUUUGGCCUUGGAGGAAAGUGUUUUAAAUCGAUCCUCAAAAUUAGUCGCAGGCUUGUUUUUGAGUGUUUGUGAUAUUUCCUCGCACACUCAGCAGGAAUAACAGAUCGUUUAUUGGGGUCACUUCCUCCCUAACCACUCUGCUCUCUGUUUCCCUCCCAGGCUACGUGUUCUGCAUGCUCCACCGUCUCCCUGAGCAGCACGACUGUCUGUUCGACCAUCUGGGUCGCGGGCGUGAGGAGGCUGUCCUCAAGAUGGUGAAGCUGGACCGCAAGGUGGGCCGCUCGUGCCAACGCAUCGGGGAGGAGUGCUCCUGA